CCCCUAGCACUGCCGGUCCCGCACCCAGCCCAGUGCCGGGGAGAGGAGAUGGGUGCAGGACGGGGCGUCCCCAUGGCCCAGCUGGCCCUGCUCACCCUGCUGGCCCUGCCGGGCGCCGGGGCAGUGACAGGGGACCACAUGCACUCUCAAGUGAAUUUCUACCAGCGCACGGACCAGUCCCCGCAGGGGUCGGGUGAGUACAUGCAGGACUUCGACCAUGAGGAGAUGUUCUAUGUGGACCUGGAGAGGAAGGAGACCGUCUGGCGCCUGCCCGAAUUCAGCAAGUUCACCAGCUUCGAGGCGCAGGGAGCUCUGAGCAACAUCGCCGUGCUGAAGAACAACCUGGAUAUCAUGAUCAAGAGGUCCAACCACACACGGGCUGAGAAUGUGCCCCCUGAGGUGACCAUGUUCCCCGAAGACCCCGUGGAGCUGGGCGAGCCCAACGUCCUGAUCUGCUUUGUGGACAAGUUCUUCCCGCCGGUGCUCAGCGUGACGUGGCUGAAGAACGGGCAGGAGGUGACGGGGGGCGUCUCCGAGACCGACUUCUACCCCCGCCAGGACAACUCCUUCCGCAAGUUCUCCUACCUGCCCUUCCUCCCCAGCCAGGGCGACUUCUACGACUGCCGGGUGGAGCACUGGGGGCUGCCCGAGCCCUUCACGAAGCACUGGGAAGUCCAGGUGCCCACCCCCGUCCCCGAGACCACAGAGACCCUGGUGUGCGCCCUGGGCCUGGCCGUGGGCAUAGUCGGCAUCAUCGCAGGCACCAUCCUCAUCAUCAAGGGCAUGAAGAUGAAUGCCGCCCGCAACCCGCGGGGCCCCUUAUAAACACAGGGAGGAGCCGGGGGCCCCAAAUCCCCCAAGUGCCUUCGUGAAACCUGUUCACGCCACUGCCCCCAGAGUUCCUGCUCUGCUCCCAUCAGUGCCAGCUGCUGUACCCAAGCAGGAGCCCCUCAGCCCUAUAACCGCGCCGAUCCAACCCACUAGAGACUCACUGGGGAGCCGGUGCCUUGGACUUCCCUCUCACCCCCUGCUGGGCUUGGGGGGGCACCUAUCCAGGGAGAGGGCUGCUGCCCAUGGGGCUGGGAAUGGGGGUCACCCCUCAUCAGGGAGCAGCAGGGG
Molecule: messenger RNA, 1119 nt
Organism: Chelonoidis abingdonii (Abingdon island giant tortoise)
Lineage: Eukaryota; Metazoa; Chordata; Testudines; Testudinidae
Product: HLA class II histocompatibility antigen, DR alpha chain-like
Biological process (GO): antigen processing and presentation; immune response
Cellular component (GO): MHC class II protein complex; membrane
Source: RefSeq, a predicted model, not a curated record